Paramecium primaurelia is the source of this 1244-nucleotide messenger RNA. NCBI's taxonomy places the organism in Eukaryota, Ciliophora, Oligohymenophorea, Peniculida, Parameciidae. The record is from the annotation of a GenBank genome assembly.
AUGUUAAAAGGGAUCAAGAAUCAAGGAAAUAGUUGUUUUCUAAAUUCUCUUUUAAUUUGUUUAUCUAAAAGUCUAUUUGUAACCUAGGUUUAAGAUGAUUUAUUUCAAUCAUUCUUAUUAGACACACUUUAAUAUUUAAACGAGUGUCAUGAUGCAAAAAACUUAGAAUUGUUUUGGAUUGAACUUAGAAAGAGAUAACCUAUGCUUUUUUCAUCAAAUCCAUAGAAUUAAGAACCAUAAGAUGCUUUUGAAAUAUUGUUAUUUUUAUUAUCAGAGAGCAAACUUUUAGAUUCAUGCUUAAUAAUUAAUGAAUCUCCUUAUUGUGAAAUACCUGAACAUAAAAAUUGUAUAUAUAUUCAUUAAAGUUGGGUGAAAGAUAUAUUAUAUUACAUAUGGGAAUAAAAUGUUGAUAUCAAUAAUUUAGAAUUAUUAGUUGAUCUAAAUGAUAAUUAAUAAAGUAUGAGAAUGUUUAAAAUGAUACCUGGUUCUUCAGAAUAAUUUAAUUGGCAUGUAGCAGAUAAGAUGGAAUUUGAUCUAUAUACUUAUCAUGUAGAAACUUAGGUUGAUGAAUUUUUAUAUAAGAUUGAGUAAGAUAUAUAAAAAUAUAUUAGAGAAUUGUUUUAUAAUAUGUUGAACAUGAUAUAACAUAAACAGUUUAACGAUCUCGAUAUUUAUAUUUAGAUUAAAAAAUAACUUAACAUUAAUUAUAUUAUUUACUUAGACAAUAAUUAGAAUAAACUCAUAUUAAUUUUGAUGUUUAUUGUGUAUAUGGUUACAUUAGUGAUUAAAAUGAAUUUUGGGAACCAAUUUCUCCACUUUACUUAGUUUUUAGAACAAAAGAUUUAGAUGAAUUCUUAUGGUGUAAAUAAUUGGAUAUUCCUACUUAAGUCUUAAAUUAUUAGAAUAUUUUUAAAGAAGAUAAACCUAUAUAAAUUGUUGAUUAAUUGACAAAUACAUUAAUCCUAAUAUUAUAAAGAAAUGAUAUAAUUAAAAAUACAAAUCCUUAUUUUAUUAGAUAGGAAUUAAAAGUUAAAGUAUAAAAAUUAGAAUAAUAUAUAUAGACUAAUUGUUAUGAUUUAAUGGGUAUCUGUUGCCAUUUAGGAGAUGCUAAAGGAGGCCAUUAUGUAAGUUAUGUUAAGAAUAUGAAUAUGUGGUAAAUGUGGGAUGAUGAAAGAGUUGAAAUGCGUAACAUAGACUUUCAAUGUAUGUAAACAGCCUAUAUUCUAUUUUAUAAAUUGAGAUGA